Molecule: messenger RNA, 9633 nt
Organism: Solenopsis invicta (red fire ant)
Lineage: Eukaryota; Metazoa; Arthropoda; Insecta; Hymenoptera; Formicidae
Gene: ACC
Product: acetyl-CoA carboxylase
Exons: 12
Coding region: 1076-8173 (2365 amino acids)
Biological process (GO): fatty acid biosynthetic process
Molecular function (GO): acetyl-CoA carboxylase activity; metal ion binding; ATP binding
Source: RefSeq, a predicted model, not a curated record
ACUAGCUAAUAUUCAACUCUGAAAAAGAUUAGUGUAAAUAUAAAAUAUGUAAAUUGGGAUUUUAAUUAUGUAUACUCAUAUUUAAGAGUACAGUAUGAACAUAGACGUGGAAUAUCCUUAUUGAGGCGGCCAUAGUCAAAAUCCCAAUAAUUCAUCCAAAUGAUUAAAAUUCAAAUAAUUCAUGUAAUGUAGAAAUUUACGGAAUAACCCCGAUGGUAGUGCAGCGCCAUGUUUAUAUCGACAUACGAUAAUAUUUACUCUCUGGACAAGUCGGAAAAUCCCGAGAAAUAUUUCACAGAUAGCGCACCUGUGCCGCACCUGCGUCUACUGACGCCCCGACCGGUAAGGGCGAGCGCGCGCGCGCGCGAUGACAGUGGCAUGUCGGUAUCUCGUCUCUCUUUUUUGUAUCCCGCUACGCGCGAGCCAGUGCGCAGAACGGAGAAAAAUUCACAUAGAUGUACAUGGUCACGCGGUGACGGUGACUCGGCACGUCGCGUAGCGAUCCCCACAACCGAUCGGCGUGGCCACCAGGAAACGCCGAAGCGAAGCACGGUGGACGCCUGGGUCCCCGAGUCUUGACCCCCUCGCGGAACCGCUGACUCGUCGCGAAUGACAGAACAGGAACGAAGGGACGAACUUAACCUCGAGGAGAAGCAGCGGAUCGCUCCGGCGCGCAAGAUCCGUCACCGGUAAGUCGAUCGUCGUGACACUCCUUCGUGCGCGGAGAGUUGGCUCUCCGAUCCAACAAAUCAGUUUGGAGAGCGUUGACACGCGACUCCUCUUGGAAACAUUGCACGGUUCUCGGCUCACGUUGUACCGGGCCCCGGGCACGGUGCGGAGUACCGGGGGAUAGAAAGGGGAGGGCCACGCAUCUCCUCAUCGCAUCACACACCGCGCGCGCGCGCGCGGCCAAUCAGCGCCGUCCCUAGCGUCGCCUGACACCCGGCUCGACCAAUCAUCGUUCCCCCCUCCCUAAUUUUUUGAUAGAUCAUCUCACGUGAGAAUCUGCGGACCACGCGACAAUCACGAUUCAAAAUGAGUUUGAAGGAAGCGCCGAAAGUGUACUCUCGACGACAUGGGAAAGAGGGUGAGAAAGGGUAACAUCGAGCGCGCGGAGCGAACUUCGUCUUCCGGUUCGGCGGGACCAUCCAACUGGGUGACUGUCCACCGUGUCAAUUGUUCGAGGUCCGCUCGCGCGAACGAGAUGUCCGAGGCGCCGGUGAGCUUCGUCGUCGGGGACGAACCCGAGCACGAGAGCGACCCCAAUUGCGAUACUGAUCCUAGCGAGGUGCUGGAGAUCGAGGAUAGCUUCCCGAGCGAGAGGAGCGAUAAUGGCAAUUCGCAGACGCAGCUCAAUGCCGCGACAGGACCGGUCGAGCGCCGCAAGCGGCUCAGGCCCAGUAUGUCACAGGGCACGGUGAUGAUCCAGAUGCAAAGUCGGCUCCAUGAGAAGGACUUUACCGUUGCGACUCCCGAAGAGUUUGUCCGCCGCUUUGGAGGCACCAGAGUCAUCAACAAGGUGCUGAUCGCUAACAAUGGUAUCGCGGCAGUUAAAUGUAUGCGAUCAAUUCGACGUUGGUCCUACGAGAUGUUUAAGAACGAGAGAGCCGUGCGCUUCGUCGUGAUGGUUACGCCGGAAGAUUUGAAGGCGAACGCGGAAUACAUCAAAAUGGCAGAUUAUUACGUGCCCGUACCGGGUGGGACCAACAACAACAAUUACGCUAACGUGGAAUUGAUUGUCGAUAUCGCGAUACGUAUCCAAGUUCAAGCAGUUUGGGCCGGAUGGGGUCAUGCCUCGGAAAAUCCUAAACUUCCGGAACUGCUCCACAAAAAUAACAUUUGCUUUAUUGGACCGUCUGAGAAAGCCAUGUGGGCUUUGGGUGACAAGAUUGCAUCGAGCAUAGUCGCUCAAACUGCGGACGUACCGACGCUUCCCUGGUCAGGAUCGGAAUUGACAGCGCAAUACAGUGGGAAGAAGAUCAAGAUAUCGUCGGAACUUUUCAAAAAAGGAUGCGUUGCCACUGUGGAAGAAUGUCUAGCAGCGGCUAACAAAAUCGGCUUUCCGGUUAUGGUAAAGGCGAGCGAGGGCGGUGGCGGUAAAGGAAUCAGGAAGGUUGAAAACGCCGAAGAAUUACCUGCUUUAUUCAGGCAAGUGCAGAUCGAAAUACCCGGCUCACCAAUAUUUAUUAUGAAACUGGCCAAAUGCGCUCGCCACUUGGAAGUGCAAUUACUGGCCGACAAUUAUGGUAAUGCAAUAUCGUUGUUUGGGCGCGAUUGUUCUAUCCAGAGGAGGCAUCAAAAAAUCAUUGAAGAGGCACCUGCCGUGAUUGCCAAACCAGAAGUUUUCGAAGAGAUGGAAAAAGCCGCUGUGAGAUUAGCAAAAAUGGUGGGAUACGUUAGUGCGGGUACCGUCGAAUAUCUGUACGACACAGCGGGCAGAUAUUAUUUCUUAGAGUUGAAUCCUCGUCUUCAAGUGGAACAUCCAUGUACCGAAAUGGUAUCCGAUGUGAAUCUGCCGGCCGCCCAGCUACAGAUAGCAAUGGGCUUACCGUUACAUCACAUCAAAGAUAUACGUCUUUUAUACGGUGAGAGCCCUUGGGGUGACAACCCGAUUGAUUUCGACCAACCCCAUCAUAAGCCUCAACCGUGGGGGCACGUUAUCGCGGCUAGAAUCACCAGCGAAAAUCCCGAUGAAGGCUUCAAACCAAGUUCUGGCACAGUGCAGGAGUUGAAUUUUCGAUCAUCUAAGAAUGUAUGGGGUUAUUUUUCGGUUGGUGCUUCGGGAGGACUUCAUGAGUUUGCAGACUCUCAAUUUGGUCAUUGUUUCUCGUGGGGCGAAGAUCGUAAUCAAGCUAGAGAGAAUUUAGUCAUAGCCCUAAAAGAAUUGAGCAUCAGAGGCGAUUUUAGGACAACGGUCGAGUAUCUUAUCACCUUGUUGGAGACUGAAUCCUUCCUACAGAAUAAUAUAGAUACCGCCUGGCUCGAUUUACUGAUCGCCGAACGUGUCCGAAGCGACAAACCAGACGUCUUAUUGGCUGUUACCUGCGGAGCACUUCAUAUUGCCGAUAGAGCGAUCACAGCCGCUUUUACUGGCUUUCAAACUGCUUUGGAGAAAGGCCAGAUACAGGCCAGCAACGAUUUAGAUAAUGUUGUUGACGUAGAGCUUAUUAACGACGGAUUUAAAUAUAAAGUACAGGCUGCCAAAUCUGGUCCAAAUUCCUACUUCCUCGUGAUGAACGGUUCUUACAAAGAGAUCGAAAUCCAUCGUAUGUCAGAUGGAGGAUUGCUACUUUCGCUGGACGGUGCCAGUUUUACGACUUACAUGCGCGAAGAGGUGGAUCGUUAUAGGAUUGUCAUCGGAAACCAGACGUGCGUUUUCGAGAAAGACAACGAUCCGUCCUUAUUGAGAUCACCGUCUGCCGGCAAAUUAAUCAAUUUUUUGGUCGAAGACGGCGGUCACGUUGGUGCUGGUCAGGCAUAUGCCGAAAUUGAAGUGAUGAAGAUGGUCAUGACUGUUACUGCUAGCGAGGCAGGGAGCGUUUUUUAUGUGAAGAGACCUGGCGCUAUAUUAGAAGCCGGUACAUUGAUCGCACAUCUAGAGCUGGACGAUCCGUCAUUGGUAACUAAAGCGCAAGAAUACACGGGACAAUUUCUCGCGGCAGUGGCGUCGGCUGUACCAGAAAAAUUGAAUCAUCUUCACGCCAAAUAUCGAAAUGCUUUAGAAAAUACGUUGGCUGGCUACUGCUUACCCGAUCCAUAUCAUUUACCACGUCUGCGCGAGCUAAUCGAGAAAUUCAUGUUUUCGUUACGCGAUCCUAACUUACCAUUGUUAGAACUGCAAGAGGUGAUUGCGACAAUAUCCGGUAGGAUUCCCGUCUCGGUGGAGAAAAAGAUUCGCAAAUUGAUGUCUCUGUACGAGCGAAAUAUCACGUCGAUCUUAGCUCAGUUUCCUAGCCAGCAGAUCGCUGCUGUAAUUGACGGACACGCGGCAACCUUAUCCAAAAGGGCCGAGCGAGACGUGUUCUUCCUGACCACUCAAGCCAUCGUGCAGCUGGUACAAAGAUACCGGAACGGUAUACGCGGCCGAAUGAAGACUGCCGUGCACGAACUUCUGCGACAAUAUUAUACGGUCGAGAGCCAAUUUCAACAAGGUCACUAUGAUAAGUGCGUCUCUGCGCUAAUAGAAAAGUACAAGGAUGACGUCGCCACUGUGACCGGUAUGAUCUUCAGUCACAAUCAAGUGACAAAGAAGAACGUCCUAGUCACUAUGUUGAUCGACCAUCUAUGGGCUAAUGAACCCGGUCUCACGGACGAGCUUUCGAGCACACUAACGGAAUUAACCAGUUUAAAUCGCACGGAGCACAGCCGCGUCGCGUUGAGGGCCAGGCAAGUGUUGAUCGCCGCCCAUCAACCCGCGUAUGAGCUUAGACAUAAUCAGAUGGAAUCAAUAUUUCUUUCCGCAGUGGAUAUGUACGGGCAUGACUUCCAUCCGGAAAAUUUGCAGAAACUCAUUCUCUCAGAAACGUCCAUCUUCGACAUACUUCACGAUUUCUUCUAUCAUUCUAAUCGCGCGGUGUGCAACGCAGCUUUGGAGGUUUACGUACGACGAGCUUACAUCAGUUACGAACUAACAUGUUUGCAGCACUUGGAAUUGUCCGGCGAGAUCCCGUUAGUGUAUUUCCAAUUUGUUUUACCCAGCAACCAUCCUAAUCGUCAGAAUCAGUCUCUGGUGGAUCACAGAGCUGGCGCGAUGGCGGCUUUCCAGGACCUCAAUCAGUUCAGCCAGUACGCGGACGAGAUCUUGGACUUGCUGGAGGAUCAAUCGAGCCCCACGCCGAUAGUGUCCGCGAGACUAUUGGAGGCGAUGGAUGCAGUUGGUAGCGAGUCGCGACAUAGCACGUCGAUCAACGUCUCUUUGAAUGCUGGCGAGACGACAACCACGACAACGACAACGAUCACCGAUAAGUUAGCCGAGCCAGUUCAUAUCUUGAGCAUCGCGGUCAAGGAGAACGCCAACGAGGACGACGCCAUCAUGGCUAGAAUGUUUGGAGAUUGGUGCGCGAACAACAAGGAGGAGCUGAUAUCCCGCGGCAUCCGAAGGGUUACAUUCGCCGCCCUCAAGAAGAGGCAGUUUCCCAAAUUCUUCACCUUCCGUCAGCGAGAAGGCUUCGUCGAGGACCGAAUCUACCGGCAUCUCGAGCCCGCCUGCGCAUUCCAAUUGGAAUUGAAUCGCAUGCGUACGUACGAUCUUGAGGCUCUUCCGACAUCCAAUCAGAAGAUGCAUCUAUACCUCGGGCAGGCCAAGGUUGCCAAAGGCCAGCAGGUUACGGAUUAUCGUUUCUUCAUCCGUUCGAUCAUACGACACUCUGAUUUGAUCACGAAGGAAGCUAGCUUCGAUUAUCUGCAUAACGAGGGCGAGCGCGUCCUGCUCGAGGCCAUGGACGAGCUAGAGGUUGCAUUUUCACAUCCUCUCGCCAAGCGCACCGAAUGCAAUCAUAUUUUCUUGAACUUUGUGCCUACGGUUAUCAUGGAUCCUAGCAGAAUAGAGGAGAGCGUGACAAGUAUGGUGCUGCGAUACGGACCGAGAUUAUGGAAGUUGCAUGUCCGACAGGCAGAGAUAAAGAUGACUAUACGGCCGGCACCAGGAAAACCGACCUCCAACGUACGUCUCUGUAUCGCCAACGACAGCGGGUACAGCAUCGACUUGCAUCUCUAUACGGAGGCCACCGACUCCAAAACUGGAAUCAUUCGUUUCGAGUCUUAUCCACCCACCGCGACGAACGCGACCAAUUGGAGACCGGGUCCUAUGCACGGGUUGCCAAUUUCCACGCCGUAUCUUACCAAAGAUUAUCUCCAGGCGAAGAGAUUCCAGGCACAGAGCGCCGGUACGACCUACGUCUACGAUUUGCCGGACAUGUUCCGGCAGCAGCUUGAGAAGCUGUGGCAGAGAUACGUUGAGGAGCGACCACCUAGCGAGGGUCAGAGUCCAAUCACGAUUCCUAAUCCAGUGAUGGAUGUAGUGGAGUUGGUGCUGGAAGGGGAACAGCUGGUCGAGCAGAAGCGGCUACCGGGCGAAAACGACGUCGGCAUGAUCGCGUGGCACUUCACCCUAUACACCCCGGAAUAUCCAUUUGGCAGGGAUGUCAUACUCAUCGCCAACGAUUUAACGUACUUGAUAGGCUCGUUUGGGACGCGCGAAGAUUUAGUGUUUUGCAGAGCUUCUGAGAGAGCGAGACGGCUCGGAUGUCCGCGCAUAUACUUCGCCGCCAAUUCCGGAGCGCGUAUUGGCCUGGCCGAGGAGGUGAAGGCUCUCUUCAGAAUCUCAUGGGAGGACGAGAACGAACCAGAGAAGGGUUUCAAGUACAUAUAUCUCACGCCAGACGAUUACGCUCGUUUAGUGCCCUUUAACUCGGUGAAGGCUUCGCUCAUCGAGGAUGCGGGAGAGUCACGUUACAAAAUUACGGACAUUAUCGGCAAGGACGACGGUCUAGGAGUGGAGAAUUUAAAGUACGCCGGACUAAUCGCGGGGGAGACGUCGAGAGCCUACAACGACACGAUUACGAUCUCCAUAGUGUCCUGUCGUGCGAUUGGUAUUGGCGCUUAUCUGCUACGUCUUGGUCAAAGGGUAAUUCAAAUCGAAAAUUCGCACAUCAUUCUGACCGGUUACAGAGCGUUAAACGCGGUGCUAGGUCGCGAGGUUUACGCUAGCAACAAUCAGCUGGGCGGUACACAGAUUAUGCACAACAACGGUGUGUCUCACGCAACUGACGCUCGGGACUUGGAUGGAGUGGCGACCGCUUUGAAAUGGCUGAGUUACUUCCCUAAAAAUAAGGGUGCUCCGUUACCGAUCCUGUCACUCAUCACAGAUCCGAUUGACCGGGAGAUCGCUUAUAUGCCUACGAAAACGGCGUAUGACCCGAGAUGGAUGCUAGACGGCAGAAAUUGUACCGAGUCGAACGUUUGGGAGAGUGGCUUUUUCGACCGAGGCUCGUGGCAUGAAAUAAUGAGACCAUGGGCGCAAACGGUGGUGACGGGACGAGCUAGGCUCGGUGGCAUACCAUGUGGCAUUAUUGCUGUCGAAACGAGAACUGUCGAGCUGCAUUUGCCGGCCGAUCCUGCCAAUUUAGAUUCGGAGGCCAAGACGAUAUCUCAAGCGGGACAAGUUUGGUUUCCGGACAGCGCGUACAAGACUGCCCAGGCUAUUCAAGAUUUCGGAAAGGAAGAGCUGCCGCUAUUUAUCUUCGCCAAUUGGCGAGGCUUCUCCGGCGGCAUGAAAGAUAUGUAUGAGCAAAUCGUCAAAUUCGGUGCGUACAUCGUGGACGGACUGCGGCAAUAUUGUAAGCCGAUAUUCGUUUAUAUUCCACCAAACGGAGAACUCAGGGGCGGCGCCUGGGCGGUUGUUGAUCCUACAAUAAAUCCUCGUUUUAUGGAGAUGUUUGCCGACAAUACCAGUAGGGCUGGCAUCUUGGAACCUGACGCUAUUGUAGAAAUCAAAUUCCGUAACAAGGACAUUGUGAAGACGAUGCACAGAGUCGACCUCGUUAUACUGAAGUUAAAAGAAAAAUUGACGACCGUAAACACGGCGGAAGAACGAGCAGAGAUCGAAGCGCAGAUUCGUAAACGCGAGCAGACUUUAGAGCCGAUGUAUCGUCAGGUCGCUGUUCACUUCGCCGAACUGCACGACACGCCAGAGAGAAUGUUAGAGAAGAAUACAAUUAACGAGAUAAUAUCGUGGAAAAAGGCGCGCCAGCUGUUUUACUGGCGAUUACGACGACGACUCUCCGAAGAGGAAAUUAAGAACGAGAUCCUGUCGACGCAGCCCAGUCUCGACGUCAGACAAGUGGAAGCAAUGCUGCGACGUUGGUUUAUUGAGGACAAGGGAGCAACGGAGUCGUAUCUAUGGGAUCAAGACGAAGCUGCGGCUUGCUGGCUGGAGGCGCAAUGUAAAACCGACGACAGUGUUGUAUCGCGUAAUGUAAUGUGCGUGAAGAGAGAUGCGGUGGUAACGCGUAUCAAGGAAGCUCUAGAGACCUGCCCGGAAGUAAGGUUGGACGCGGUGCUGGAGAUUGCGCACAGAUUACAGCCGGCAGAGCGAGCGGAGUUGCAAAGAACUUUAGCGCAAUUAGAAACAACGGGGCAGGAACACCAUAAAGACUCGAGCGCGUCGUCUUGAGUGCAUUUCACGUAAGCGUACCUGUUUCCAUGCUACGUAUUCAUUCCAACUUAUUAAUAUUUAACUGCACAUCAAUAGUACAACUCAUCAUCAAAGAUGUACAAUUAUUCAUACCAAUCCAAAUAAUUGUCCUGAUAUUAAGAGUUAAUAAUUGAGUAGACGACAAAUAGAAUGUUUCGUAAAAUGGAAAUAUUUCAAAUUUUAAAUGAAAUCUGAAUACAAUUGUGAUCUCGUUUUGAUAUUGAGCGAUGAUGAUUUAUGUUUUAGUUAAUUUCAUUUAAAAAUUGAUAAUUUUUAAGGAAACUGGAAAGAUUUCAACGGUUGAAAAUUGAGUAAAUUUUAAUAAUUAGUGAACGAAUGAAUAAUCAUACAUAAAUUUUUAUAACAUGUUUUCAAAAUCAGCCAAAAAGUCCAAAAAAUAUGAAUAUUUGAGAUAGAUGUAAGUAGUGCAGACUGCUGUAGUUUUGCUACAAUUUUGGAUAAACGAGUUGGAAUUUUUUAAUUCUUUUGAUACCACUUUGUGAGAUCUCUCUCUAUAGGUUGAACAUAAAAUUAAAUAAAAAAUAAGAUUAGAACAAUGUCGAUCCAAAAUUUAAAAAUUUCGAAAAAUUUACGUUAUUUGUUAAAACAGACUCAAGUAAAUUUUUAUGCACAAAAGUAGGUUCAAUUUACGGAAAAAUUUGUUACCUUUAUUAAACAAAAAAAGUUGAUAUCUGCAAGCCGUUCUUGAAGUAGCGUAGCAAAACCAGCGAAAAAUGCUGUUUCGAAAAAAAAGCAGCACUUAAAGCACGAUAGAAAUUUAAACGCCGCAUGACGCUACCUGCUCAUAGGAACUUUGUUGGUCAUACACAUCCUCAUAUUUUUGCUCUCCUAAGUUCAAUUUUGCAAAUUUCUAAAAAAAAAGAAAACAAGAAAGGUAUUCUUAAAGAAUCAUACUGUCAAAAAAUGUAAAAAAUUGAAUUCUUAGAAAUUUUAAACUUCUCCGGUUUCCUUAAAAAAUUUGAAAAUAUACACUAAAAAGUGUCUGAUUGUUAAACGAUUGUCUCGUAAUUUAUUUGGUACAAAGCGCUUCAUAUAUUCGAAGAUAUGUUUUUAGGAAAAAAUAGAAAGGCGUGUCACUGUCGUUCUGUGACUGUGACGAAUUUAUAGAUUAUACAUAGUUGUAUGUGGGGGAAUACAAAGAGAUUUAUACCAAAAAAUAUCGCACAUUCCUUCAGCUACAAAACGAUUCUUUCGUAAAAGGAUUUAUCGGAUGAGAUUACUAUUUCUUCAUCGUGUUGAAUUUUCAAGAAUUAAACAUCUUUAUAUUCAAUUGUAAGUCUGUGAAAUUGGGUAUUACGGUAAAUUAAUAUUCAUAUGUGUUAAUCUAAAUAAUCAAGAGCUAAUUAUUUAAUUACUUAUAACCAAGGUUGGGUUAGUUAAUGUUUUUUUUUUAAUUAAUUUAAAUUAAAGUUAAUUUA